This is a messenger RNA of Arachis duranensis, 1601 nucleotides long. RefSeq names its product phenylalanine--tRNA ligase, chloroplastic/mitochondrial. Gene Ontology annotation, molecular function: tRNA binding; ATP binding; phenylalanine-tRNA ligase activity. The record is from RefSeq and is a predicted model, not a curated record. Gene Ontology annotation, cellular component: cytoplasm; mitochondrion. NCBI's taxonomy places the organism in Eukaryota, Viridiplantae, Streptophyta, Magnoliopsida, Fabales, Fabaceae. Gene Ontology annotation, biological process: phenylalanyl-tRNA aminoacylation.
CUUUCUUUUCUGUGUGCGUGUAAGUGUUGUGGCCACCCAAAAACGACGGCGUUGCGGGUGAGGCUUAACGCUUCGCACUGAAACACCACUGAACAGUGAACGAAAGCCAUGGCAACGAUUCUAUCCUUCUCUUUCGUGCAACUCCAAUCUUCUCUCUUUCGUCAACGUACCAAUCUUCUCACAAGAACCUUCGCUUUUUCUUCGUCCUUUUCUUCUUCCUCUUCAGCUGCUUCUAUCUCUGCUCCCAACCUUUCCCGCAAGAAAUGGAAGCAACCUGUUUUCUCAGCGCUCGACCUCGGCGGAGUCAAGGUUAACAGAGAAGAUGUGGUGAGGGAUGAUCCUACGAAUAAUGUGCCAGACAAUAUAUUUUCAAAGUUAGGAGUGCAGCUCCAUAGGAGAGAUCAACACCCUCUUGGGAUACUCAAGAAUGCAAUAUACGAGUAUUUUGACACAAAUUAUUCAAAUAAGUACAAUAAGUUCGAUGAUCUUAGUCCUAUUGUUUCAGUGAAGGAGAAUUUUGAUGAUGUCUUGGUUCCGGAAGAUCAUGUGAGUAGAAGCUAUAAUGAUACGUACUAUGUAGACCCUCAAACUGUUUUGAGAUGCCAUACAAGUGCUCAUCAGGCUGAAUUAUUGAUUUCUAAUUAUCAACUUUAUAAAAUUUCCUCUUUUUAUUUUAUUUUUCUGUAGAUGGAAGGAUUUCGUGUUUUUGCUCCGGAGGAAUGGGAGGCAUCUGAAUUGGAUGGCACAUCAUUUGCAGCAGCUGACUUAAAGAAAUGCCUUGAGGGUUUAGCACGCCAUUUAUUUGGUUCUGUGGAAAUGCGCUGGGUGGAUACUUAUUUCCCAUUUACUAAUCCAUCAUUUGAACUUGAAAUAUACUUCAAGGAAAAGUGGUUGGAGGUUUUGGGCUGUGGAGUGACAGAGCAAGAGAUUCUAAGAAAAAAUGGGAAGCCAAACAAUGUUGCUUGGGCAUUUGGCCUAGGAUUGGAGAGGCUAGCAAUGGUUUUAUUUGACAUACCAGAUAUUCGUCUCUUUUGGUCAAAUGAUGAGCGAUUUACCUCCCAGUUCUCAGAGGGCCAGUUGGGAGUCAAAUUUAAGCCAUUUUCAAAGUAUCCACCUUGUUAUAAGGACAUCAGUUUCUGGAUCAAUGAAUCAUUUACUGAAAACAAUCUGUGUGAACUUGUCAGAGGAAUUGCUGGGGAUCUUGUAGAAGAGGUGCAAUUAAUAGACAAUUUUACCAACAAGAAAGGAAUGACCAGCCACUGCUAUAGGAUUGCAUAUAGGUCUAUGGAACGUUCUCUUACUGAUGAUGAAAUUAACGAUCUGCAGUGGAAAGUAAGAGAUCAGGUGCAAAGCAAAUUAAAUGUUGUGUUAAGAUGAGCUCUGAUGUCCUUAUGAUUAUGAAGAGUUGCUGUUUGUUCUCAAUUUUGUUCAUGUAUAGAUCUUUUUCCUCCUCCGAGCAUGUGAUUCAUGCUAUAGACCGAUAUAUGUAUUAUUCCAUUUUUGCAUGGUCAAAAUACACUGCUAUAAACAGGAUUUUGUAUCCUCAUUUUCCUUGACAUGAUGUUUCCACCGCACAAGAUAUUGAUUGUGAUUUCUGUCUA